Messenger RNA from Jaminaea rosea, 1507 nucleotides. RefSeq names its product DUF572-domain-containing protein. Gene Ontology annotation, biological process: mRNA splicing, via spliceosome. Lineage: Eukaryota; Fungi; Basidiomycota; Exobasidiomycetes; Microstromatales. The record is from RefSeq and is a predicted model, not a curated record. The transcript has a single exon. The coding region runs from base 53 to 1171 and encodes 372 amino acids. Gene Ontology annotation, cellular component: U2-type catalytic step 1 spliceosome.
AACACCACUUCCUCGCCUGCACGGCUCCCAACACCCCCUCUAGUCGCCCAUCAUGGCAGAGCGUAAAGUCCUCUCCAAGUACUACCCGCCGGACUUCGAUCCCUCGAAGAUCAAGCGCGUCAAGCGCCCGCAAGGUGGUCAAAUCGUCGUCCGCUUGAUGGCUCCCUUCAGCAUGCGCUGCAACUCCUGUGGCGAAUACAUCUACAAAGGACGCAAGUUCAACGCUCGCAAAGAGACGGUUCAAGGCCAAGACUACUAUGGCAUCCGCAUCUUCCGCUUCUACAUCAAGUGCACGCGCUGCAGUGCUGAGAUCACUUUCAAGACUGACCCGAGAAAUACGGAUUAUGUCGCUGAGCAUGGAGCGAGUCGCAACUACGAGCCUUGGAAGGAGGGCAAGGAGCAAGACGAAGCGGAUGGGCAAGCUUACGACGACGAUGAUGACGAUCCGCUCGCCCAUUUUGCAGAAGAGGAGCGCCUCCGCGAGCUUGAAGCGCAGGGUAAGAGUCGCGAGGAUGCGGCAGCCAAGAUGGUCGAAGAGGGAGCCGACCCGAUGGCUCUGCUUGAGGCAAGACAGCGCGAGUCGAAGCGUGAGAUGGAGAUGGAGGACAACCUGCGAGACAUUCGAUCACGCAACGCCAAGAUGGACCGUGUGGAUGCAGGAGACAUCAUGGACAGGCUGACGCAGAAGCGCGCCGCGAGGGAUGAGGAGAGGCGCAGAUUGGAUCCUGAAGAGGAGGAGAGGCGCAGGGCUGAGGAAGAGGAUGAGUUGCUUGUCCGCAAGUACUUCAGCAGGGCAGAGGAUCUGGGUGGGGAGGAGGAGGAGAGGGAGUUGGAAGCCGCGUUGAGGGGUGGGGGAGCGGCUGCAGACGAUGAUGACGACCAGAGCUCAGCCACUGGUCCCUCAAGCAGCGCCUCCCCUCUUCCACCCGCGGCUAAUACCAGCAACGGCAAUGGCAGCGGUAAAGCAGGCGUAGUUGUUAAGCGCGCCCUCGCCGACACCGGUGACGACGACACAGAGCCAGAAGUCACCAGCCUGCUCAGCGAGCGAGCCAAGACGCUCCUCGGCUCUACGAGCGCAUCAGCAGCAUCACCACCGCCCUUGCCCAUGCCGGCAAAGAAGAAGGCAAAGAAGGGCAAUGCGCUUGGUAUUGUCAGGAAGAAGGUGGCGUAGAGCCGCCACGAACGACCCAUUUCUAGCUUGUUGUACUCAUACUAUAUCCAAUCGCUUAAUCGCUUAAUCGUCACCACCAGCUUCCAACCAAUCCCCAAAUCCGUCUCUCCUCUUCCCUUCGUCAUCUUUCCCCUUGCCCUCCCCAUCCUCCACCUCGUCGUCAUCCUCCGCAUCACUCGCUCCCCCUCUGCCACUCCUCCUGAAUCGCACCUUGUUCCCUUCGGCCAAAAAUGCCUCCAACCUCCUCUGUGCAAAGAAUCGCCCGUCCAUCCUCUUGACACACUCCCUCGCGUCCUCGACCCUCUUAAACUUCACAGUAACAACCCCCUCCGGCUC